Molecule: messenger RNA, 3549 nt
Organism: Sporisorium graminicola
Lineage: Eukaryota; Fungi; Basidiomycota; Ustilaginomycetes; Ustilaginales; Ustilaginaceae
Exons: 1
Coding region: 1-3549 (1182 amino acids)
Cellular component (GO): cytoplasm; mitochondrion
Molecular function (GO): ATP hydrolysis activity; ATP binding
Source: RefSeq, a predicted model, not a curated record
AUGGUGCUCUCGAUGACGCGGGCAGUCCGCGCUUCAAGCGCAUCACGCUCCAUACCGACUUCUUCUUCAGUUGCACCCGCCGCAACAAGUCGAUUCACGACGCUGCACGCACGAUGUCGUUCUACACUAUCGCGACAGCUGCCACCUUCAACAACACCUUCACGCACCGCCUCUGCUUCAUCAUCUCGCGGGCUAGCUUCCUUCGUCGGGCCCUCAUCUUCUCCCCCACCAGAGCCCAAUGCUCUGCAAGUCACAGAUCCUCUUCUCAUCUACCGCGCCAAAGUAGCCCGCGGAGAGCUCGAAGAAGACGAGGAACAGCUGCGAGCGCUCAUCGAGCUACGCAAAAUCAACCGAACCCUGCGCGACUAUGUGCCACCGGCACACCUGCUCGGUAUCCUUCAGGAUGAUUCACAGUCCGCGUCCUCCACCGCUCUCGCUUCCUCCGUCGAUUUGCGCUUACGCCCAGGAGCACGGGAGCUUCACGACACGCCUUCCUCGGAAACGAAAACUUCUGGCGAGAAUAUCGGCGAACUCGUGAAAUGGCUCAGUGAAAGCGAAGGCCUCGCCGAACUAGGCACACCAAAAGGGUUGCUCAUCACAGGCACACCAGGGACAGGAAAGAGCAUGGUCAUGGACAUCUUCUACGAUUCCUUGCCGACCAAAUUCAAGUUCAGACGACACUACCACCACCUCCUGCUCGACCUGUAUCGCAUCAUCUGGGAAGAGGCCGAACGUCGACGUAUCCAGGUGCGACAGGGAACUCCACGUGCCACGGCAACCCCGGAGAUUGGGACAGGUGCUGUAUGGACCCGCGACUCUACGGCUGCGAACAAAGCUUCGGCGUGGAGAAGGGCUCUGCGCGGCAUGCCGUUCUUCCGCCCCGACUCGCUCGCCGACGAAGGCGACAACCGGCUGCAGUAUAUCCCAGGGCCAGAUGGCGAUGUGGUCAAGACGACGCUGCCUUUACAUGCCGCUGCGCACCUAUUCUUGAACCAUGGUCACAUUUUGCUGUUUGACGAGAUCCAGCUGGUCGAUGUUGCCAGUGCUGGCCUGUUGAGGCGCACGCUCGAAGCGUACUGGAGGCUAGGGGGCGUCGUGAUUGGAACGAGCAAUCGCAUUCCGAAGGAUCUGUAUGCCAGCAACGUGCAGAGGGCACAAUUGACGCAGUUUUUGGAGAUUUUGCAAGAGCGAUGUCCCAAUCACGAGAUGAGGAGGAGUCGAGAUUUCAGAAGGCAGCCGUUCUACCGUCAAGAAUGGCUCGAUCGCAACGAGAACCAAGACGAUGCCGAAGAGCAGGCACAGGACAGGAGCAGCGGUGCGCAAUCAAGCUCCGACGCAGCGCAAACAUCGUACUUCCUGCGCAGCGAGGCGGACAAGUACGACAAGCUGGUUGCCGACGUCAUUGGUGGCCGUGCCUCUGUUCCUGCGACGCUCAACGUGUAUGGACGAAAAUUUCACGUUCCGCGCUCGAUCGCUGCUACAAACUCGCUGCCGAGCGUGUGUCACUUCACCUUCUCCGAGCUGUGCGACUCGCCCUUAGGCCCCGCGGACUACCUCACGCUCGCUUCGACGUACCACACUCUCAUCCUUGAAGGCGUACCCCAGAUGACGCUGAUGCAGAAGAACCAAGCUCGUCGAAUGAUCACGUUGCUCGACGCGGUGUACGAGGCAGGAUGUCGGCUUGUCGUGUUGGCAGAUGCCGGGCCGGACGACUUGUUCUUCCCGGAUGCGGAGGGGGCGGCUCGACAUGCAGCGCGUGGACCUGCGGCUGGGCCCGGCGAUGUCCGUCCCGAAUUGCAGUACGUCCAAGACGGGACGAUGGAAGACAUCAUCGACAUGUCGACAAAGGGUGGGCGGUCGCCAUUCCUCACCCCGCCGCCUGGGGAGGUCUACCCGGAAGAAGAGCAGAUGGCGCGACGCAAAGCGGCCGAACGCGUCGACUUCAGCCGCGACGAGUUCAUGACCGAAUCGCUCAUCAUGGCCGAAACCCUCUCCGAAGCCAUGCAAGACACCGAAGAGGGCUUCCGGCCCAACAUCUCGGCCUACUCGUCCGACCGUCCCUCCCGCUCUCCCGCCAACGCCUCCACCCGGAAAGACGACAAGGCCGGCUUCAAGCACCUGGCGAUCUUCAGUGGCGAGGACGAACGCUUUUCAUACCAGAGAGCGGUGUCGAGGCUCUUCGAGAUGUCGCACCCGGACUGGAUGCGGCGAAAAGGCUGGCGGCCAUUUUUGGCGAAGGAGAUGGGUGCGUGGGCCGGGACGUCGCACCAGCAGGAAGAGCAGGUGGCGGAGGCGGAGGCAGUGGGCAAGGUGGUGGUGGCGAACGAGCUGAAUGAAGCACAUCAGCAUUUGGAGCGUGCUGAGAGUGCGGCGAGUGCGACCGCGGUAGCGGCAGCGACGGCAGAGGGUUCGUCGGCGGAUUCGCCGUCGCGGUUCGUGGACCCGAGCGGAGACUUUGCUGAGGAGGCGUCGUACGAGACGGCAUCUUUCCCUGGGCGCAGGAGUGCGCAGAUGAAGCUCGAAAGGGAGAUCGAGGGGUGGGCUGCCAAACAGCAGCAACAGUCGCAGCAAGAUGCUGGAGGCAGGAAAAAGUACGAAGCGGCGGACUUUUCACCCGGGCCGAUCGGCAAGAAGCGCAACCGCGACCAGGGCCCGCCCGUCUUGUCAGAAGCACACGUCUGGGGUGUUCGAGAGGACUGGGGCAAGAAAGCAGGUGUCUGGGGUAAAGGAUCUUCUGUUUUCGCCGACACCUCUGCUUCAUCCUCACGACGUCCCAGUACCACACCACUGCCUUCUUCUGGUCGGAGUGUGAGCGAGGGCGGUCGGCGCAAGUUGUCCACCUCGCCACUGCGUAGCGCACGGGUGCUGGACCACUAUUCGACGCUGCAGGUGGGCCGCGGCGCGACACAGGCACAGAUCAAGGCACAGUUUUACAAGUUGUCCAAGGAGCUGCAUCCGGACGUGAAUCCGUCCGAGGAUGCAAAGCGGCGGUUUCAGGAGGUGAGCGAGGCGUAUGCCACGUUGGGGAGUGCGGCGAAUCGCAGGGUAUACGACCGGCAGUCUCAGGCGUCGUCUUCGUCUUCGAGAGCGUACGGCGAUAAUGUCGGCGGUGGGGGUGGUGCGGGAGCGUACUACUACAAUGCAGACGACAACGCCAACCGCCGAGCACGCGCGACGUAUGCGUGGGACUACCAGCGUCGGCGCCGCUCGCAGGAGCAGUCGCAGUACAACACCGCCACGGGCACCGGGAUGGGGAGACAGACGCACUCGUCGAUCUUCAACAACAACGACGGCUCGGCGUCUGGCGCGGAGAGGAGCGCGUUCGAGACGCUGGCGGCGCAGCAGCGCGCGCGCGAGGCGCGCAACAGGGCUCGCCAGAUGGGCUCCCAGGCGAGCACGAUGGAGCAGAGAGCAUACCAGGCCGACGUGGCCAACCCGCUGGUGAGGUUCGGACAGGUCGUCGUGAUGCUGUAUCUGGUGUACAAGGCCGGCACGAUGUUUGUGGGCACUCAGCAGCAGGAGAGGAAGGGGGUCGCCAGGAGGUCCUGA